Eutrema salsugineum is the source of this 2366-nucleotide messenger RNA. Its product is annotated as replication protein A 70 kDa DNA-binding subunit E. Gene Ontology annotation, biological process: meiotic cell cycle; DNA replication; double-strand break repair via homologous recombination. The transcript has 2 exons. The record is from RefSeq and is a predicted model, not a curated record. Gene Ontology annotation, cellular component: DNA replication factor A complex; nucleus. The coding region runs from base 156 to 2273 and encodes 705 amino acids. Gene Ontology annotation, molecular function: damaged DNA binding; single-stranded telomeric DNA binding. Lineage: Eukaryota; Viridiplantae; Streptophyta; Magnoliopsida; Brassicales; Brassicaceae.
CUCACCUUUCGCUCAUCUCUCUCAACCUCUCGAUUUCUGUAAGAUUCAAACAAAUCAGAAGAUUUACUCUUUUCCUUAUCGAAUCGCGACUCUCUCUUUUGUUGGGUUGUGGGUCAAUCGAAUCUGUGCCGAUUAUCCAAAUCUCUAGGUUUACGAUGGAGGUGAUUUUGACGGCGGGGGCAAUCGAGAAGAUACAUAAUGAGGAAGUGAAGAGCCAGGAAGAGAUGGUUCCGGUUCUGCAAGUGAUGGAUUUGAAGUCGGUUCAGACUCAGCAGAAAGAUCCGACGAAGGAGAGGUUUAGGAUGUGUUUAUCAGACGGGACCUACUUACAACAAGGAAUGCUCGGGAUUACUCAGAGCAACCUUGUCAAAAGUGGGAUGCUUCAAGUUGGUUCCAUUGUUAGACUCACUCAUUUCACCUGUAGCAAGAUCCAGGACAAAUGGAUUGUUGUCAUUGUGCAACUGGAAGUGAUUACAACGAAGUCUGAUAUAAUUGGGCAUCCUGUAUUCAAAGGAAAGUCUAGUAAUCAGCGUGGAUCAGAUUCUGGUAAUAAGUCAAAUAAUAAGACUGAAUUGGCUGAGACAGGGAGUAGUGUUGUAGCUAUGUCACCUCAAGUUGGUCAACAAAGACAAGUGUUUGGUUCUGCUUCUAGUUCUGGUCCGAGUUCUAGUCUUCCUGGACUAACACCUUCCACUCGAGCAUACAACAAUCCAUCUGCAGUUCAUGGAGUCUCUAGGCAGGACCAUGCUCGUGUUCCUCCAACCAAUUAUCCUCCACCACCAGCACCGAUGUAUUCAAAUAGGGGACCAGUGGCAAGGAACGAUGCUCCUCCUAGGAUAAUCCCAAUCAAUGCUCUUAGCCCGUAUUCGGGUAGGUGGACCAUCAAGGCCAGGGUCACGAGUAAAGGAGAGCUUAGGCACUACAACAAUCAGCGUGGGGAUGGGAAAGUUUUUAGUUUUGAUCUUCUUGAUGCUGAUAGUGGAGAGAUACGGGUUACUUGUUUCAACGCAGUGGCUGAUCAGUUCUUUGACCAGAUCGUUGUUGGUAAUCUUUAUCUGAUUUCAAGGGGGAGUUUGAGGCCUGCUCAGAAGAAUUUCAAUCAUCUUUCUAAUGACUACGAAAUCAUGCUGGAUAAUGCAUCGACGAUACAACAAUGCUACGAGGAAGAUGCUGCCAUUCCGCGACAUCAGUUUCAUUUCCGUUCCAUAGGUGAUAUCGAAAGCAUGGAGAGUAACAGCAUCGUUGAUGUAAUUGGCAUUGUGUCAUCGAUCAGUCCUACGGGGUUGAUAAUGAGGAAAAACGGAACUGAGACACAGAAGAGAGCUCUUCAGUUGAAGGAUAUGUCAGGUCGAAGUGUUGAGGUAACCAUGUGGGGUAACUUCUGCAAUGCAGAAGGAGAGAAGCUGCAAAGAGUCUGUGACUCUGGUGGGUUUCCGGUUCUUGCUGUUAAGGCAUGCAGGAUCAGUGACUUUAACGGAAAGGCGUUGAGCACCAUUGGAUCAAGUCAACUGUUCAUUGAGCCAGAUUUCGUUGAAGCUCAGAAACUGAAGGAAUGGUUUGAAAGAGAAGGGAGGAGUGUCCCUUGUGUUUCCAUAUCUAAGGAGUUUUCUGGUAAUGGCAGAGUAGACGUUCACAAAACAAUUUCUCAAAUUAAGGAUGAAAAACUAGGAACCUCGGAAAAACCAGACUGGAUUACAGUCACUGCUACUAUUAUAUACAUGAAGUUUGACAACUUCUGCUACACAGCUUGUCCUAUCAUGAACGGUGAUCGUCCAUGCAGCAAAAAGGUCACAGACAAUGGAGAUGGCACAUGGAGGUGCGAAAAGUGUGAUAAAUGCGUGGAUGAAUGUGACUACAGGUAUAUCUUGCAGCUCCAAUUACAGGACCAUACAGGUCUUGCAUGGGUCACAGCUUUCCAGGAGGCUGGUGAAGAGAUAAUGGGCAUGCCUGCUAAAGAUUUGUAUUAUGUGAAGUAUGAACACAUGGAUGAGGAAAAGUUCGAAGAUAUCAUCCGUAAGGUUGCUUUUACCAAAUACAUCUUCAAGCUGAAGGUGAAAGAAGAAACAUAUAGCGAUGAACAGCGUGUGAAAGCAACAGUUGUGAGAGUAGACAAGCUAAACUAUUCGUCAGGUACCAAGACUAUUCUAGAUGCCAUAGAUAAACUCAGGACAGAGAAUGCAAGUUCUCUCCCCAACAAGCUAGAAGGAUCCCAUUACAACGCUGAUGCAAUUAACACUGGUGUUGAAAGCUCAGGGACCAUAGAUCCCUCAUAAGUUCGAAAGAAGGGAAUUUGGUUUACCUGCAAACCAAUCGUGGUGGCUCUUUUUUUUUGUACACUUUUGGUAUAAGGUAUGUCAGGCUUUUCU